This is a messenger RNA of Petromyzon marinus (sea lamprey), 4295 nucleotides long. Lineage: Eukaryota; Metazoa; Chordata; Hyperoartia; Petromyzontiformes; Petromyzontidae. The record is from RefSeq and is a predicted model, not a curated record.
AGGAAGAGAGUGAAUGAGGGGGUGGGAGAGCGCGAGUGUCGAGAGCGAGAGAGAGGUAAGCAUGGCUGGGAGGAGGUUGCGGAGGCUGUCCUCGCUCGGAGUCGCCCCGUGGCUUGCUCUCUCCACUGCUCUGCUGUUCGCAGUAUCGCCCAUGGAUGGAGUCCACGGAGCCCCGCGCAUCCCCGCGGAAACAGUGAAGCUCUGGGCCUCUGCCUUUGGAGGAGAGAUCAAGUCCAUCUCCAGCAGAUACUCGGGAUCCCAGUUCCUCCAGAAGAAAUACAAGGAGUCAGAGAAGAGGGUGCGGAUCGACGAGGUGGAUGGCCUGCAGCUAGUGAAGAAGAUUGCCAAGAACAUGGAAACGAUGUUCAGCAAGAAGGUGACUGCGGUGAAGCGCCUAGUGGAGGCCGCGGAAGAGGCGAACAUGAACCACACCUUCGACGAAAACCUCGAGUACCCCUACUACACGGCGCUGAGCAUGCAGGACGAGAGAGACAACUACGGCCUGGAGCUGGGCCUGGAGCCCAACGAGCACUACAACAACAUGUCAGUGAACACGAGCCUCAGCGGGGUACAGGUGCCCACCAACGUCUACAACAAGGAUCCGGCGGUCAUCAAUGGUGCGCUGUGGUCGUCAGCGCUAAACGCUGUCUUCGUGAACAACUCCCGGCGCGACCCCACGCUGACCUGGCAGUACUUCGGCAGCGUCGACGGAUUCUUCCGCCAAUACCCUGGAGUAAAGUGGGAGGCGGAUGAAAACUCAGAAGGAGGGGUCAUUGAGUACGACUGCAGGAACAGAGGAUGGUUCAUACAGGCGUCCACGUCUCCCAAGGACGUGGUCAUCCUGGUGGACGUGAGUGGCAGCAUGAAGGGCCUGCGCAUGACCAUCGCCAAGCGCACCGUCAUCUCGAUCCUGGAGACACUCGGAGACAAUGACUUCUUUAACAUCAUCGGGUACAACGACUUCCUACACUACGUGGAGCCGUGCCUCAACGAGACGCUGGUGCAGGCCGACCGUGACAAUCGUGAGCAUUUUAAGAAGCAGACAGAGAAGCUGCUGGCGAAGGGAACCGGACUGCUGGAGAACGCCCUCGACAGAGCGUUCAGCAUCCUCAACGAGUUUAACCGGACGGGCCAAGGCAGCCAGUGUAGCCAGGCCAUCAUGCUCAUCACUGACGGCGCCACUGACACCUACGACAACGUGUUCAACACCUACAACCGGCCCCACCGCAGGGUGCGCCUCUUCACCUACCUGAUCGGGCGGGAAGUGGCAUUUGCGGACAGCGUGAAGUGGAUGGCGUGCAGCAACAAAGGCUACUACUCGCGCAUCUCGACGCUGGCCAACGUGCCCGAAAACGUGAUGCACUACCUGCCGGUCCUGAGCCGUCCCAUGGCCAUCAGCCGCGGCCACACGGUCAUCUGGACCGAGGCCUACACUGACUACACGCUGCCACAAGCACAGAAGCUGCUCACGCUGGCGUCUCAGGAUCACUUCCUCAAGACGUCCGUUGCCAUGCCGGUCUUCAGCGGCAAGUCCGACAUGAAGUCACGUGGUGUGCUGCUCGGCGUGGUGGGACUCGACGUGCCGCUGAAGGACAUCCUGCGUGUGGUCCCUCGCUACAAGCUGGGGGAGCAUGGCUACGCGUUUGCCAUCACCAACAACGGCUACAUCUUGAGCCACCCCGACCAGAGACCACUGUACAGAGAGGGAGGGAAAUUCAAGGCCAAGCCGCAUAGCGUCGACCUGCUGGAGGUGGAGUGGGGCGAGCAGGAUGACGUGUUGCGGGCGGCGAUGGUGAACAGACAGACAGGUUCCUACUCCUCGAACAUACGGAUGAAUGUCCCGAUCUCAGAGGAAAGGGUUUUGCCGCUGACCAAGGAAUUCUACUACACGGAUAUCAAGAACACGCCCUUCAGCCUUGGAAUUGUCGUGGGUGGCUCCUAUGGGAAGUUCAUCUUCAGCGCCAACGUCUCCCUGGCCGAAGCCCUGGAGGACCUGGCCCACCCUGACGUGAUGCUCUCCAACGAGUGGACGUACUGCCACACGGAAGAGGAUCCACACCUGCACAAGGUGUCCCAGCUGGAGUCGGUGCAGAGAUACCUGUCUGGGGAGAAGCUCGGACUCCGAUGCAACAACGAGCUGAUCCGCCAGGUGAUGUUCGACGCGGUGGUGUCGGCCCCGCUGGAGGCCUACUGGACCAACCUCAUGCUCAACAAGUCCCAGAACCUGGAGCUGGGCGUCGAGCAGGCCUUCCUCGGGACACGGUCGGGGCUCCUGAGGAAAGCCGAGUUCCUGGGAUCGGAGAAGAUCACCGACAGAGAUUUCCUGACGGACGACCAGAAGGACACCCUCUUCACGGUGGAGCGUUUCCCCCUAUGGUUCCGGCGUGCCAGCGCUCUGCCGCCCGGCAACUUCAUCUACUCAGUGCCCUUCAAGGCCGGCACCACCAACAGGAGCACGGUGGUGACUGCCAGCACAGCGAUCACCGUGUCGGCAAACCGGCGCAUGGCCACAGCCGCCGUGGUUGGGAUACAGAUGAAGCUCGACUAUUUCCAGCAGAAAUUCUGGACGGCGACAAAACAGCGUGACGACGCCGAUUGCACAACGGUCGACGGGAAGUGCCCCAUCAGCAUGGACGAUGAGAAUCUCCGAUGCUACCUCAUCGACAACAACGGCUACAUAAUGGUCUCCAAGUCGUACGAGGAGACGGGACGAUUCCUCGGGGAGGUCGACGGCACCGUGAUGAAGAAGCUUCUGACCAUGGGGAUAUUCCAGCGGGUGACGCUCUACGACUUCCAGGCCAUGUGCCGCCUCGUGCCGGACUCGCACUCGAGCAGGGCCGGACUCAGCGUGCCCACGCCCUAUCAGUCUCUCUCCGCGUUGGUCAAGUGGCUCAUCACAGAGCUCGCCAUGCUGGUGUUGGAGUUCAACUUGUCAGGCCUGUGGAGGCCCGAGCACGCCGCGACAGCCCAAAAGGUGCGCCGGCAGGACCUGCUGCAGCCGUGCCACAAGCAGUACCCAGCGUUCAGCGCAGCGCCCACGCUCAAGGAGAACAGCGGCGUCAUCGACUGCGGCGACUGUGAAAGGAUGUUUGUGAUCCAGCAGGUGCCCGGCAGUAACCUGCUGCUGCUCGUGGUGGACACGGAGUGCCGCUGUGACAACAUGUUCAGGAUGGGCUUGCACCCCGUCGAGAUAAAGCAAAACGAGUCCAGCCGCUGUGAGAGGCUCCGCUCGCAGAAGCUGAGACGGAGGCCGGACCAAUGCUACGCCUUCCACUCGGAGGAGGAUGCGGCCGAGUGCGGUGGAGCGGCCCGGCCCGGCGUGUGGGCCAGCACGCUGCUCACCACGCUGGCGCUCACCAGCACAGCCCUGCACGCAGUCGGGUGACCCUGCUCACCACCAAGUACUCACCGCCAACUCCUCACCAACGGCACCGCCCUGCUCACCACCUGCUACUCACCGCCGGCCCCCGACUCACUUCCGGCGCCCUGCUCACCACCAGCGACUCACCAACGGCACUGCCCUGCUCACUGCCAGCUACUCACCGCCGGAGCCCUGCUCACCACUACCUACUCACCGCCAGCCACUCACUGGCAGCUACUCACCAAUGGCACCCUACUCACCAUCAGCACCCGACUCACCGUUUCAUAUAAACUCAACACAUCACUCACCAACUCACUCAACCACCCACUCACCUGCUCAUCCACUCACUCAUCCAUUCACCCGCUCCCUCACCCACUCACCCGCCCAUUCACCCGCUCGCUCACCGACUCGCUCACCGCGGACUAGCUGGAGUGAUCAUCGAUUGGCGACGUUUUGCUUGAAGCUGCGCCCAGCAUCUGCCGUACACAUGGCAUGGCGCCCCGCAGUUACCACGGCGGUUACCACAGCGGUUACCACGGCGGUUACCGCGCAGUGCGACGCAUGGACCAAGUCAUCGCUCGCGCGUCCCUCCGUGGGCUCUGAAUAACGACACUCAGACACCGAGCCCCCCCCCGCCCCCAGCCCGUAUCCAUCUGGCAGCCAUCCCAUCAGUGGCGGGGGGCACUGAGCGCUGUGGCUCUGUCGCCGGUCUCGGCCGCUCAGCGUCUCUCGCGGCAGCGCUGCCGGGGCCUCGCCAUUGCGCGCCGCACGCGCCUGAUGAUUGGUGAACGCACACAGUGGGACGCGGACGCCGUUUUAGUUGGUUCAUGCAAAGUUUGAGGCAUGUGUGUGUGUCUGUAUCUGUGUGUGUGUCUGUAUGUAUAUGUGUCUGUUUGUAUCUGUGAUUGUCUGUAUGUAUCUGUGUUUGUAUGUA